Molecule: messenger RNA, 1769 nt
Organism: Plasmodium vivax (malaria parasite P. vivax)
Lineage: Eukaryota; Apicomplexa; Aconoidasida; Haemosporida; Plasmodiidae
Product: RNA binding protein, putative
Exons: 10
Coding region: 294-1769 (491 amino acids)
Molecular function (GO): RNA binding
Source: RefSeq, a predicted model, not a curated record
AAAAUAAAAGGCAAACCGAGUGAACUCCGUAACCAGUUAACUUUAAAAAAGAAAAAAAAAUUUAGAAAACCUGUUGGCGGGUAGAUUAUCGGCUAACGAUUCUCCUCGUGCAACAUCCCUACUAGCGUGACCCGCAUGAUGGGAAAGCCACGUGCAUUUGAUUCGGCCACGUUUAUCCUCCCGCUCCUCGCGUAAGCAGUUGAGGCGAGGAGGUUUGGGAAGGACCUUGCCGAGUGGGCGACACGCUUGUAAAAAGAAAAAAAAAAGGAAAGUAAAGCAAAUUAAAGGAUAGGAUGACGAACGGUGGGGAGCAAAGCGGCCAGGUGGCAACCGAUGACCACCCGGAAACGAACGCAGCUGACGAGACGGUAAAGGAGGAUCACCCAGAAAUGAAACCAACGGGUGAGGCGGUAAAGGGGGACCACCCAGAAACGAACGAAGCUGACGAGACGGUAAAGGAGGACCACCCCGAAAUGAUCCCAACGGGUGAGGCGGUACAGGCGGAUCACCCAGAAACGAACGAAGCUGACGAGACGGUAAAGAAGGACCACCCGGAAACGAACCCAACCGUCGAUGCAGUAAAGGAGGACCCCCCCCAGACGAACCCAACGGGGGAGGAGAACCAUGCCUUGAAGAAACCCAACCAGAGAGACAAAAAGAUAAGCAAGAAAAACAAAAAAAACAAAAAAAAAAAAAAGGGGAAAAAAAAGGAAAAGAACAUUUUGGAGGAACACGAAGGAAAUAACGCCUCGGGGGGCAGCGAAGAAGGGGGUGAUUCUGGAAGCCCCUUGGAGAUGAGCCAAGACGAGGGACAAACAGAAGGGCAGCAGAUCUCUUCGGUCGUUUCAUUUUUAAAGAGGAAUGAGAGGCCUCCUCGGCCUAAUGAGGAAGGUGCUAAGGCCAAUGAGAAGCAGCCCACAACCAGGGAGAAGACCCAAAAGAAACCCCCACGUGGUGAGGAAGCCACGCAGGAAGACAAAGCUAAGCGAUCCGUUUUCAUUGGGAAUCUGCCCCUCAAGGACAUGCACAAGGCGAAGCUGCUAAAGCUGUUGGAUUUGAAGAAGUCCGCCGUUGAAUCGGUUCGAUUCCGGUCUCAACCCAUGGAGGAGGCCUACGCCGCGAGGAAAAAGCUGGGCGUCAUUUUGAAGAAGUUCACGGACGCCAAGGACAACCAGAACGCCAUCAUCACGCUGAAGAAGGAGGAGAGCCUGCCCGACUUGCUUAAAAAGAACGGGCUGGUCCACGAGGGCUACGUGCUGCGAAUCAACAUGCUGGGGGAGAAGCCAACAUUCAACCGCAAGAAAUCCGUCUGCAUAAAAAAUUUGGACCGAAAGUUAAACGAGUCGGACCUGUACCGCUUGCUGAAGGACGUCGACGAGAUAAGAGGCAUCCGCAUCUUGAGGGAUGAACGCACGAGCGUCUCCACGGGAGUCUCCUUCGUCCUCUUCCAAAACAGGAGCUCCGUCAAGAAGGCCAUCGAGAUGUUCCACGGCCACUCAGUAAACGGCCGUGAACUUGUCGUCGAGAAGAUCCAACGAGCGGACGACCCACGGGAUGCACCCAAAGAUGCGACGAAGCAAAGCAAGCAGGUGAAACGAACCAUUGGGAAGAAGCCCCGGGAGGAGCAGAAGAAAGGCCACGGGAAGGGGCAGAAUAUAAGCCAUGGGAAGGGGCAGAAGAAUGGCCACCAACCGGCCAACAGAGCCAGACGAAAGAAGAAGUACGUGCGGCGGAAACGCAAGGGCGGCGCUGCUGCCGCGAGCGGGUAG